Molecule: messenger RNA, 1932 nt
Organism: Arachis duranensis
Lineage: Eukaryota; Viridiplantae; Streptophyta; Magnoliopsida; Fabales; Fabaceae
Exons: 3
Coding region: 1-1932 (643 amino acids)
Molecular function (GO): DNA binding
Source: RefSeq, a predicted model, not a curated record
AUGAAUGAAAGUAUCAACCAAGACCUACCUAGGAAUAAUAAUGUUGAAAAUAAUUCUGCUUCGAAUGAACGUUCUCUUCCUCCCGCGAGUAACGAAAAUCAGUCACAAACUUCUAGUAUUCGGGGAAAAACUGAUCCUGCUUGGAGAUACGUUACUUUACAAAAUAUAAAUGGAAAACCGCAUUACCAAUGCUUAUUUUGUCUGAGUACUUUUGAGGGCGGGGGAAUUAAUAGAAUGAAAAAGCAUUUGGCGAAGAUAGGUGGAGACAUUAAGAAGUGUUCUAAGGUCCCGUAUGAUGUAAAAAAACAAAUGGAAGGUUUAUUGAAAGAGAUUCAAAAAAGUAAAACUAGUAAAAGGAAAGUAAAUUUCAAUAAAGAGGGUACCGAUGAGUGUGAGGAUGCAAUUCAUGAAGCAAUAGCGCAAGAGGAACAACAAACUCCGAGUCAGUUACCAACUAAGGAGGUUGUUGGAGGCGAUCCAAAAAAGAAAGCAAAAACCAUUAUUCCUCCUAUGUUUGCACCAAGAACAACUCCGGGAAGUCAACCAAGUCUGAAAAGCGUGUUUCAAAACAAAGAGGUGCUUCAUGAAAUUGAUAAGCAAGUGGCUAGAUGGCUUUUGCAUUGUAGGAUUCCUUUCAAUGCGGUUAUGUCACCUUUUUUUCAAGAUAUGUUGGAUGGUGUAGUUGGAUUUGGGCCUGGUUAUAAAGGUCCUUCUUAUGACUCUUUGAGGGUUAACUUAUUAGCCGAUCUCAAAAGGGAGUGUCAAAUGGUUGUUGAUAGCUAUAGGUCUGCUUGGAAAAAAACUAGAUGUACUCUCAUGGCUGAUGAUGCCUCAAGUAUGGUUAAAAAUGCUUCAAGCUUGUGCGACUUGUUUUCAGAGGUGAUUGAAUGGAUUGGACCUGAUAAUGUUAUUCAUGUAGUGACCGAUAAUGUUGCGAAUUAUGUUGCUGCUGGUAGGCUUAUUAAUAAGAAAUUUGAAAAUAUUCACUGGUCACCUUGUGCUGCUCAUUGCUUGAAUCUUAUUCUAAAAGAUAUAAGCAGCAUGCCACAUAUUUCUAGCCUUGCAACACGUGCUUCGAAGAUUACCGUGUUUGUAUAUAAUCAUACGGUAUUCUUGUCCUGGCUAAGACAAAAAACUUAUUGGAGGGAGAUUGUUCGUCCAGGUGCAACUCGUUUUGCCACUAUCUUCCUCACAUUGAUGAGUAUCUUUAAGCACAAAUUGGAAUUACAACAAUUGGUUGUUGAUACACACUUUACCGGACACAAAUUAGGAAGGAGUGCUAAUGGUAGAGCUGUGAGUGCAAUUAUCCUAGACAAUAAAUUUUGGGAUGAUUGUUUUACUGUAUGCCAAAUUGUGAGUCCGUUGAUUAAAUUGCUGAGGUUUGUAGAUGCCGAUGAUAAACCAUCAUUGGGAAUUGUUUAUGAAGGUAUGCUGAGGUCAGAAAAUGGAAUCAAAGAAAUGUUCAAGCAUAGGAAGACUGAAUAUCAACCUUACAUAGAGAUUAUCAACUCAAGAUGGGACAAACAUUUGAAAAAAAAUCUUCACGCAGCAGCCUAUUUCUUGAAUCCUGAUUGCUUUUUUUCUGAAAAUUAUAGAGAAUCACCUGAUGUUAUGCGAGUUUUACUUGAUCUUGUUACAUUGUAUUGCAAGGUUAAUAAUUUAGAUCCAGUUGAGGCAAUGAAAGAAAUACACUUAUAUAGAGAUCGAAAGGAAAGCUUUGAUAGGCCUGAAGCUGUUCCAGCUGCAAAAAAACUUCAACCUGAUAAUAAUAUCUAUGAUAUUGAUGCUGAUUUAGAUCAAGGUGGUGGUGGUGGUAGUACUAGUACAUUUUAUGCUACACCACUUGCUUUUUCUGGUCUAAGUAGUGGAAAUGAAGGUGAUGAAAUCAAUGACGCAAAUCUGCAGCAAGUUAUGGAGGAUUUUGAUGAUUGA